AUGAAGAGAGGACGUCGACAGGGUCCAGGGGCACAGGAGGCCCAGAGAGCCCUGUCGCCUGGAUGGCUCUGGAGAUGCACCGACGAUCAAGAAUUUGUCAUCGAAGACGCCAUAGAGAAGCAACAACGAGUGUGUUUCGAUAGCCUUGGGUUGGAAUUCGUUAAGCAGUUAAAGAAGGUUCGGCCUAGGAGUCCUCGAAGUAGAUCAGAGAAGUUUAGUAUCUUCAAGGAGGUCACGAGUGAGCAGUUAGAGGGUUACACUCCUAGCCAGAUCCACACCAUCGUCUCGCAAAGGGAUCACGUCCGUAAUGUUGCGCAGGCAGCAUCACCCACAAUCGACCCGCCGCCAGGAUUCCAGUUCAGUGAAAGUACCGAACCCUGGGUUCCUAGUUGGAAUGAGGAAUGUCGUUUCGUAUGCUGUCAAAGCUGUCGUCCUUCAUCUGAACUGAGAUCCUAUCUGAGUCUGGAUGGUAUUGCGAACGGCGAUAUACCACCUACUGCAGCCGUUGGCUUCGGCUUCAAUUCCUGUUCAUUUAGGCCAAUUAUCCACCCAGACAGGCUGAAAAAUAUUGGCCUUAGGGCUGUACCUUGGCCAUUAGCUCAUGGUAGCCCGACAUCCUCGGUGGGUUCAUGGCGUAGUUCAUGGAACGUUUCAUGGGAAAAUCUGUCCCUUGCUGACGAUCAAGCGAACGAUACCGAGCACGUUGAACAUGUCGAGGAUGUAGAACACGUUGAACGUGUUGAGUCUGUCCAAUCCCAGUCCCCAGAAAUCGGCCUAACCACCAAACGUACAACCUUAGUCAAAUUUACAACACCCGGUGUCAACGGUGUCAACGGUGUCAACGGCGUCAACGGCAUCAACGGUGUCAACGGUACUAUCCCGUCAGUCCGAUCUGUUACUCGCGAUUCAUUUGAGGAGAAUGUUAAGUCUGCGGUAUCUGUUGGACACUCGAUAUCGCUCCUUCCUCCCAUACAAGAAGAAAAGGCGUGUCUCCGCAAGCGCCCCUCCCAAAUAAUGGGAGAGGAGGUGAAGGAAUCUUCAGGAGUUGACCAUGGCGUGACAGUCUCGAAGAAGGGUGUUGGCUUAGAAUUGUCUGAUAUCAUCACUCAACUAUAG
Molecule: messenger RNA, 1116 nt
Organism: Daldinia decipiens
Lineage: Eukaryota; Fungi; Ascomycota; Sordariomycetes; Xylariales; Hypoxylaceae
Exons: 5
Coding region: 1-1116 (371 amino acids)
Source: RefSeq, a predicted model, not a curated record